This is a messenger RNA of Heterocephalus glaber (naked mole-rat), 4727 nucleotides long. It is a transcript of the gene Epb41l2, whose product is annotated as erythrocyte membrane protein band 4.1 like 2. Lineage: Eukaryota; Metazoa; Chordata; Mammalia; Rodentia; Bathyergidae. Gene Ontology annotation, molecular function: structural molecule activity; actin binding. Gene Ontology annotation, biological process: cortical actin cytoskeleton organization; actomyosin structure organization. Gene Ontology annotation, cellular component: cytoskeleton; plasma membrane. The record is from RefSeq and is a predicted model, not a curated record.
CAAUUUGAAACCGAGCGGAGGGAGGGCCGGAGGAGGAGGAGGAGGAGAAGGAGGAGAAGGAGGAGAAGGAGGAGAAGGAGGAGAAGGAGGAGAAGGAGGAGGCGGGCACGCUGGGCCGGCGGCCGGGACGGACCGAAGCGGGACGGGUCGCACGGGCGAGCGAGCUGCUGAGGCGCGUCGGCGGCGGGUGUGAGCCAUCACCAUGACUACUGAAGUUGGCUCCACAUCUGAAGUGAAGAAGGACUCUGACCAUUUGGGAGCAGAUGCAACCAAGGAGAAAGCUAAAGAGGCGGCAGAAAAUCAACAGAAUCAGUCAUCCAGUCAAGAGGAGGAAAAAGGCUCCCAGCCAUCUCCUGCAGCUGAAAGCCAAAGUAGUCCCCGCCGCCAGAAGCGAGAGCAGGAUCCAUCUGAGAGUAGAGGCCUUUCUCGGUUCAUACCCCCAUGGCUUAAGAAACAGAAGUCCUAUAACUUAAUAGUGGCCAAAGAUGGAGGAGCUAAAAAAGAGCCUCCCCACGGUGUUGUAAAAGAACAAGUUUUAGACAGAGAGGACACCCUUCCUAAAGAAGAGAGACAGGCCAAGGGCGAUGCUGAAGAAACAGCCCAGAGGACACACCUGGAGGUGAAGGUGGAUGUCAGAGAAGACAAGCCUGCAGCCAGCAGAGCCGACACUCAGCCUGCUGAAGAAGUAAGGAAGAAGAGAGAAGAGGAGAAAGUUAAGGAAACACAGGAAGACAAAUCAGAAGGAGAAGCAGCAAAAAGGGAGACCAAGGAGGUGCAGACCAGUGAGGUGAAAGCAGAGAACGCCUCUCAGAAAGCAAGCAAGAAGACCAAGACUGUCCAGUGUAAAGUGGUCCUUCUGGAUGGCACCGAGUACAGCUGUGACCUGGAGAAACGUGCUAAGGGACAAGUAUUAUUUGACAAAGUAUGUGAACACCUCAAUCUCUUGGAAAAGGACUACUUUGGACUUUUGUUUCAGGAAAGCCUUGAGCAGAAAAACUGGUUAGAUCCUGCAAAAGAAAUAAAGAGACAGCUGCAAAAUCCUCCCUGGCUGUUCACCUUUAAUGUGAAGUUUUAUCCUCCCGAUCCUUCUCAGCUGACAGAAGACAUCACUAGAUACUUCUUGUGCCUUCAGCUCCGGCAGGACAUCGCCUCUGGCCACCUGCCUUGCUCCUUUGUGACUCAUGCUCUUCUGGGAUCCUACACGCUGCAGGCUGAACUUGGAGACUAUGACCUGGAAGAGCAUGGGAGCAUUGACCUCAGUGACUUCCAGUUUGCCCCCACCCAGACUAAGGAGCUGGAAGAGAAGGUGGCCGAGCUGCAUAAGACCCAUAGGGGCUUAUCUCCAGCACAGGCGGAUUCUCAGUUCUUAGAAAAUGCAAAGCGGCUUUCCAUGUAUGGUGUGGACCUGCACCAUGCCAAGGACUCAGAAGGCGUGGACAUCAAACUGGGUGUAUGUGCUAAUGGGCUUCUCAUUUACAAAGAUAGACUGAGAAUCAAUCGUUUUGCUUGGCCAAAAAUCCUGAAAAUUUCCUAUAAGCGCAGUAACUUCUACAUUAAAGUUAGGCCAGCAGAGCUAGAACAGUUUGAGAGCACCAUCGGAUUCAAACUGCCAAACCAUCGGGCAGCGAAAAGGCUAUGGAAAGUGUGCGUGGAGCAUCAUACUUUCUACAGGCUUGUGUCUCCAGAGCAGCCACCAAAGGCCAAGUUUUUGACCUUGGGGUCCAAAUUCCGCUAUAGUGGGCGCACCCAAGCGCAGACCCGCCAGGCGAGCACCCUCAUAGAUAGGCCAGCACCACAUUUCGACCGCACCUCUAGUAAGCGGGCCUCCAGGAGCUUAGAUGGAGCUCUGAUUGGUGUUGGGGACCAAACUCCUGUGAAGGAUUUUCCUGGUGCUGUGGGGGAAGUCUCAGCGUAUGGCCCUGGGGUCGGCGGCACUGCCAGGGUCCAGGAAGCGAGGAGCCUGGCCAGAGCCCCAUACUCACAGCUCUCUGAAGGAAAGAAAAAUUCCUUGAGAGUAGAAGGGGAUAAUAUUUAUGUCAGACAUAGCAAUUUAAUGUUGGAGGACCUGGAUAAAGCCCAGGAGGACAUACUGAAACAUCAGGCUAGCAUUAGUGAACUCAAGCGCAAUUUUAUGGAAUCCACACCUGAGCCGCGCCCUAACGAAUGGGAAAAACGACGUAUCACACCUCUGUCCCUACAGACUCAAGGGAGAAAAGGAGACCAUCUUUUCAAGGAUAUUUUAUCCAUGAAGGAGAAGUACCUGGUGGCAACCACAUGGACAGCUGAAGAAAAAACCCAGGAGGCAGACAAGAGCCUAGAAGAGGAGAUAACAACAAUUUUGUUUAGUGGAAAGGGCUUUUCUGAUAGCGUGAAAGCCGCCUUCCCUUCAGCCACCACUUGGACAGCAGAGGGCGCUGUUGUGAACUCUAAUGCACCUUCUAGAGAAAAGCUUUCCUUCUCCCGGCCCUUCUCACAUUUGCCUGAGACACGUGCUCCCGCGUCAGAAGGGCCUUGCACUGGAGCCAGGGAUGAUGUUAAGAGUUCACAUGAGACUCUGAAUGUAGUGGAGGAGAAGCAGCGGGCAGAGGUUGGGAAAGAUGAAAGAGUAAUCACAGAAGAAGUGAAUGGUAAAGAGCUAUCACCUGGGAGUGGUCCUGGGGAGAUGCGUAAGGUGGAGCCUGUGGCACACAAAGACUCCACCUCCCUGUCUUCUGAGAGCAGCAGCAGCAGUGAGAGUGAGGAGGAAGACGUGGGCGAGUACCAGCCCCAGCAGCGUGUGACCGAGGGCACCAUCAGGGAGGAGCAGGAGGAGUGUGACGAAGAGGCGGAGGAAGCGCCUGGCCGCACAGCCCAGGUAGUGGAGAGGGAGGAAGCGUUGCCCGAAGCCAGCCCAGACAGACACGCAGGGCCCGGUGUGAGCCCCGUAGACACCGAGGCCCAGGACUGUGUAGGUGCCCCAGAGGGGACUGGAGAGAAGAGUGUAAACGAAGGCCCUGUUAAGCAAGACGGGAGAGAAGAGACGGAGGAAGAGCAACAGAAAGUUAACGGAGAGGUGUCUCAUGUUGACAUUGAUGUUUUGCCACAAAUUAUUUGUUGUUCAGAGCCACCAGUGGUAAAAACAGAGAUGGUAACAAUUUCUGAUGCCUCACAAAGGACAGAAAUCUCCACCAAGGAAGUCCCCAUUGUGCAAACUGAGACCAAAACCAUCACGUAUGAGUCUCCACAGAUUGACAGCGGGGCUGUUGGUGAUUCGGGCACAUUACUGAGUGCACAAACCAUCACAUCUGAGUCCAUGUCGACAACGACAACCACGCACAUCACCAAGACUGUAAAAGGUGGGAUAUCUGAAACAAGAAUUGAGAAGCGCAUUGUGAUCACAGGAGACGCAGACAUUGACCAUGAUCAGGCACUGGCCCAGGCAAUCAGGGAAGCCCGAGAGCAGCACCCUGACAUGUCGGUCACCAGAGUAGUUGUGCACAAAGAAACAGAGCUGGCGGAGGAAGGGGAAGAGUAACCAAGAACGUCAUUGUUUAAACAACACUCAAAUUCAUGAACCUGAGAAGUUUUGACCAUUUCAAGACUUAAUGCCACACCUCCACUCCAGCAUAUUUGUGCUACGACUGGUAACAAUGACCAGAGCCUGAAGAGUUAAAAUGCCAACAUCAAACCUUACCUUAACAGCUCUGGUCUACACUGUUUCCGCACAUUUUAAAUAUGUUACUUUGUUUUAUAACCACUUCUAAAUAUUCUUGGUUCUUUCUUUUUUCCCCCCAAGUAAGGGGUUUUGUCUUUAUUUUUUAUUUACUUUGUGUACAACUACUUGCUUUUUAUGACUCAUUUGCUCAUCUGACAGUGAACAAAGCCAGCCUGGGCUGGUAAGGUGCUGUUCACUUGAACAGGUGCUGUUGUGUGGAAAGGAAACUCUGACUAAUUUAGAUAGUGGUUUUCCUUCUUUCAGAUUCUUUCCUUUGAAUUCUUACAGUAAAUAUUUGCAGAGUUUUCAGAUUGCAGUAAAUAUACUCUCUGAGAAAUAUUAAUACCAAUUAAAAGUAUUUCUUACAUCUUGAAAAUUUUCUAAUGUUUGAGAAUUUCACCGAUAUGUUUUUUAUUUUGAACCCUUUUGACUUUCCAGUCCUGUGACUUUUUAGAAAGUCAGAGACUCUCCAGACUGGAGAAUUACCAAUUCACUGACCAUGCACUGUGUUCAGAGACCUGUGGCACCAUAGUCCCAGUGCUUCUCAAACACAUGCUCUUCGACAGCAUUCCAGAGCAGGAGGGAGGAGAGAGGGCAGUUUCUUCCCUUCUACUAAAAGAGCCAGGCAGCUUACAACCUUAGUGCUUGCUUUCUUAACGUUUCCAAAUUCCAGUUCUUUCCAUUAUCUGAACACAUGGAUAGUCCCCUUGCUUUUUAUUAAAUCUCCUUGUCUGUGUGUGAAACUGACCUUUUCUUACUGAGCAGGUGUAUCUCCCAGAUAACUCAAUGGCUCGCCCAGGUUUGAGGCUGCUGUAGAGAGGGAGAGGAGCAGGGCCUCAGUGGUUGUUCAGUUGGUUGUAAGAAAGCUAAACCGUUUAAAGCUGACACCAGAGACCUGAUAGGGACUUAUUCACUAUAUUGAACAUUUUCCUCUUGCUUAUAAUUAUUAGAUUUAUAGCAGCUUCAAGUUGUAUUAAAUGAUAUUUUGCUUUCUGUAAUACUGUUAUAAAAUAAAGUUUGUUUAUUCUCUGAA